CCUCUUCUCUCCCAGCAGGGUUGUGCUUACAUUAGCUUUUAGAUCUCUCUUGAAGGGAGCUGCUAUGUUUUUGCCUGCGAGAGGUGGAAAUAACAGUUAAGCAUUUGGAAGAAGCUAGGUGAAUUUUCAGAAGGGGCCUUUUCCCCCCUGAGUGAGUGCAGGAAAAGUCCUUUUAACUGCCUGGCACUUGCUUCAGAUUGGCUGGACCUUAAGGAGAGUGCUCAAGAUGUUAGUGGUCUCAGCUGGUUGCUGAGGGAAAUAGAUGCCACGCCACCGGGCUGCAGAUCAAGACAGAAACCUGUGAAUCAGGAAAGGAGGUCAGGUGGGCAAGGAGCAUUGGUUAGUUACUUGAUCAGAUGCCACAGCAGCAGGAGAAGAUGACUCUGAGGAUGCCACUCUGAUUGAAGAUUAUCUCUUACACCCACAACCACAUCACCCAGUCUGGUUAUUUGAUGCGCUGUACAGGAAUGCCUACAUCAACCGACCAAGUUCUGGUCUUCUGCUCCAUCCAUGCAGAAAAAACUGUAAUGACAGUGGAAAAUUGGAAGUCUGAAUUUCAGCUUUCUUAGAACGAGCGGCCGCCUGACGCAUCUCUGUGAUAUUUAAAUAAGAGGAGGAAUAAGAUCACCAAGAUGUUGUGUGCAGAGAUGACAAUGUGGACAUGAAGAAUAGGUAAUUCACAGUUCAUCUUUCCCCCCCAGUUCCCCAGCCACGGGGAAAACAACCAGACUUCACAAGAGAUCAGGACAAGUAAGACAAGGGGGGGAAAGGAAUUUCUUUUUCUGGAAAAAAGGAAAGAAAAUAAUUACUGCAUCCUUGAUUAAAGGCAAAAUAUGGACCAAGCUGUGCUCAGAGUUGUGGUGAGCCUUCUCUGGAAUUAUUGGAUUUUAAUAAGUUCUGCGAAGGGAGGCAUAGGAGACAAUCAUGUCCAUUCUAGUUUUAUUUACCGGAGAUUGAGGAACCAUGAACGACGAGAGAUCCAGAGAGAAAUUCUUUCCAUAUUGGGCUUACCUCACAGACCCAGGCCUUUUUCACCUGGAAAACAAGCGUCUUCAGCACCACUCUUCAUGCUGGACCUCUACAAUGCUAUGACGAAUGAAGAAGAUACUGAAGAACUGGAAUAUUCACUGCAGGGAACCACACUGGGCGGAGAGAGCAAAGGGCUUCGGAAGCGACAUCCUGCAUCUCCAAACGGAUACUCUCGGAGGAUACACUUAUCGCGCACAACUCAGCUCACCACACGGAGCCCUCCUUUAGCUAGCCUGCAUGAUACCAACUUUCUGAAUGAUGCAGAUAUGGUCAUGAGCUUUGUCAAUUUAGUUGAAAAAGACAAAGAUUUUUCCCACCAACGGAGACAUUACAAAGAAUUCCGAUUUGACUUGACUCAAAUCCCCCAUGGAGAGGCAGUGACGGCAGCUGAAUUCCGGAUCUACAAGGAUCGAAGUUACAAUCGAUUUGAGAACGAAACCAUCAAAAUUAGCAUUUACCAGAUUAUCAAGGAGUACCCAAACAGGGAUGCUGACCUCUUCCUAUUAGACACAAGACAGACGCAAGCCUCUGAUGUUGGCUGGCUUGUGUUUGACAUCACUGUGACCAGCAAUCACUGGGUGAUUAAUCCACAGAAUAAUUUAGGAUUGCAGCUCUGUGCAGAGAUGGCAGAUGGUCGCAGUAUCAAUGUGAAAUCAGCUGGCCUUAUAGGAAGACAUGGCCCUCAGUCAAAGCAGCCAUUCAUGGUGGCAUUCUUCAAAGCAAGCGAAGUCCUUCUUCGAUCCGUUCGAGCUGCCAACAAUAAAAAGAAAAACCAGAACCGCAACAAAUCCAGCAGUCCUCAGGAUUCUUCAAGAAUAUCAAGUGUUGCAGAUUACAACACAAGUGAGCAGAAACAAGCCUGUAAAAAACAUGAACUCUAUGUGAGCUUCCGAGACCUUGGGUGGCAGGAUUGGAUCAUAGCUCCAGAAGGUUAUGCUGCAUUUUAUUGUGAUGGAGAGUGUUCAUUUCCUCUCAAUGCCCAUAUGAAUGCUACAAAUCAUGCAAUAGUUCAGACUCUGGUCCAUCUGAUGUUCCCAGAUCAUGUGCCCAAGCCUUGCUGCGCUCCAACAAAACUGAAUGCUAUCUCCGUGCUCUACUUUGAUGACAGUUCAAACGUUAUUUUGAAAAAAUAUAGGAAUAUGGUGGUACGGUCAUGUGGUUGCCACUAGCCCCGGUAUUUAAAUCAGAAGAGAUUCAAGACCAGCAUUUUAGCAGAGCUAUGCAAAAUGUCUUGUCAGAUAUGCCACUGUAUUUGUGAGCAGAGAACUUGGGA
Messenger RNA from Anolis sagrei ordinatus, 2302 nucleotides. It is a transcript of the gene BMP5, whose product is annotated as bone morphogenetic protein 5. Gene Ontology annotation, cellular component: extracellular region. NCBI's taxonomy places the organism in Eukaryota, Metazoa, Chordata, Lepidosauria, Squamata, Anolidae. The record is from RefSeq and is a predicted model, not a curated record. Gene Ontology annotation, molecular function: cytokine activity; growth factor activity.